Molecule: messenger RNA, 4937 nt
Organism: Gymnodraco acuticeps
Lineage: Eukaryota; Metazoa; Chordata; Actinopteri; Perciformes; Bathydraconidae
Gene: rereb
Product: arginine-glutamic acid dipeptide (RE) repeats b
Biological process (GO): regulation of DNA-templated transcription
Cellular component (GO): nucleus
Molecular function (GO): transcription corepressor activity; sequence-specific DNA binding; zinc ion binding
Source: RefSeq, a predicted model, not a curated record
CUCCCCGAGCAGCAGCAGCUGAUGAUGAGCAGCCUCUCCACGGCACAUGCUCAGUUAUGCACACCCAGAGAACUUUGAAGGCUUAGCUGUGGCUGCUGAGGUCAUUGCACUGGGAAAAAAAAUAGACAGACUCCCUCCACUACACCGCCUCCAUUUUGAAUAGCCAUGUAAUAGGGGAUUCGCAUAGUUUUUGUGUGUAUCGCCCACUGCGCUGCGUAGUGUCAACAAGCCACAUCCAAACAGCCCUCGACAUGGACGACCUGUUCAGUCCGCGGAGGAGCCUGAACAGCACACAGGGAGAGAUAAGAGUGGGACAAAGUCAUCAGGCCAAACUCCCAGAGUUGCAGCCACGGCCCGUUCCCAGUUUGCAGACUCAGACGGAGAGGGAGGAUCUGAUGUGGAUGCCGGGGGUCAAUGACUGUGACCUUCUGAUGUACCUCAGAGCGGCCAGGAGCAUGGCAGCGUUUGCAGGGAUGUGUGACGGUGGGUCAACAGAGGAUGGAUGUCUUGCAGCCUCCCGUGAUGAUACCACACUCAACGCACUCAACAUGCUCCAUGCGAGUCACUAUGAUGCAGCAAAAGCUCUCCAGCGCCUGGUGAAGAAGCCUCUGCCGAAGCUCAUUGAGAAAUGCUGGUCUGAGGAUGAUGUGAAACGCUUCAUCAAAGGCCUGAGACAGUAUGGAAAGAAUUUCUUCCGCAUCCGGAAAGACUUUCUGCCCAGCAAAAAGACUGGGGAGCUGAUCACGUUCUACUACCACUGGAAGAAAACUCCUGAGGCUGCGGGAACUAGAGCUUAUCGGCAGCAACGUCGACAGCCGUCCUCUCGCAAAGCCAAGACUCGCUCUGCAGCAGUCCCCGUAACCCCAUCGCUGAAUUAUUCAGUGGAUGCGAGUUCUGCCAGUGAAGACGAUCUUGACAGUGAAGACAGUGAACAGGAAAUCAAGAGCUGCAGCCACUGCGGUGCAACAAGUUCUAAGGAUUGGCACCAUGGGCGGAGAGACACCUUGUUGCUGUGCACGACCUGCCACACGCACGAAAGCAAACAUGGAAGUCUGCCGCCAGCUUCAAAAUCUGCAGUCGCUCCAUUCCUGUUUAAACCUGCUAAAGAGGAAGAGGAGGUGAACAACAAGCAUGGCAUGAGGACACGACGAAGCAGAGCACCUCUUUCAUCUUUGAGAAGUGGCCACAGGAGGCUCACGGGCUCCCCCACCAGUGAGGAUCAGCAGUCCAGCAGCCAACCCUCCCCCAGCGGAGCGACUUCUAAUUCGCUGAGAUCUUCUUCCACAGAUAAUAAGAACGAAUCCAGCAAGAAAACGAACAAGAAGAUAAAAGAAGAGGUCACAUCACCAAAGACAACAAAGCGUGUACGGGAGAGUCCUGCCCAGGAGCCGGAAGAGCCUGAGAAAGUUACUCCUAAAAGGCCGAAGACACAGGAUCCUCGGGGCUCGCGGUCCGAGGGCGAGGCCGAGGUGGAGGAGGAGAGCUCUUCAGAGAGCCGCAGCGCUCAGGACGACGGCAGCAGCGACACCAAAGACAUCGACCAGGACAACCGCAGCUCCUCCCCCAGUAUCUCCAGCCCGCAGCAGGGCAACGAGAGCGACUCCGACUCCUCGGCCCAGCCCGGGGGGAUCCUGCCAGAGCCGGCUGCUGCGGGGGGGCCGGCUGACCCUCCAGCCCCCCAGGCCAUCCCCUCUCAGAGCCAUCCCAUCCUUCAUCAGCCACCACAAAGCACUCCUCCUGCUGAUGGUGCUCAGAGCCCCCCUCCUGCCUCUCCGGACCCCCCUCAGCCCGCUGCCGGUCAGCCAGCUGGACCAAACUCCCGCCCACAGCCCGCCCCUCACGCUCUCUCUGGUCCCCCUCCUCUUCCGCCAGCACUCGGUCAGGAUUAUCCUCUUUCUCCAGCAUUUCAGGUCCCCCCGGCUCUCAACUCUGCACAGCCUCUGCAGACCCAUGGCCCGUCGGCUCAGGCCCUCCAGAGACCCCCACCCUUCUUUAGGGAGUCUCAGCUCCCCCAGCCUUCUCUCUCUGGCCCUCAAAUCAAGCCCCCUCCCACCACUCCAAUCCCAAAUUCACACAAACAGGGUCCACAUAAUCAGUCUUCUACACCUUUCCCUCAGAUGCCUUCCAAUCUCCCCCCUCCCCCUGCUCUGAAGCCCCUCAAUUAUCUGCCCAACCCGCAUCCUCCGGGCGCCCCGCCGCCCCCCCUUCAGCUCAUGCCACAGCCUUUGCCAAUGCAGUCCCUUCCUACCCAGCUGCCAGUGCUCUCUCAGGUGCAGACCCACCCUGGGAAAAGCAUGACUUCCUCUCACCCGCCGGCAGCAGCCUCACUUCCUCUCCCUCCUGUAACAUCUUCUGCUAUUGGUCCGGUCCCGAGCCUCCAGCCAUCAUAUCCACCUCUGAGACCCUCGCCGAGCGCGGCAGCAGGAUGUUCACAAAUUCAGAUUAAAGAAGAGCCACUGGAUGAGAUGGAAGAGGCUGAGAGCCCACCGCCUCCAUCUCGCAGCCCCUCGCCGGAGCCCACCAUCAUCAACAUGGCCAGCCAUGCCAGCCAGUCUGCACGGUUUAUCAAACACUUGGAUCGUGGUUACAACUCCUGUUCCAGAACAGACCUGUUCUUCACUCCACUUACGGCCUCCAAGCUGGCCAAGAAAAGAGAGGAGGCGGUGGAAAAGUUGAGGAGAGAUGCUGAGCACAGUGCUCGACAAGAACGUGAAAGGGAGAAAGACCGUGAGAGAGACAGAGAAAGGGAGGCAGACAGAAAUGCAAUGAGUAGAGCCUCCAGCUCCUCCCACGACAGUCGUAUGAGCGAUGUUCAGAUGACGGUUCAUGGCCACGGACGCCCCUCCUUUGAGCAGCCGCCCACCAGUGUGGCUGCUGUGCCCCCCUACAUCGGCCCUGACACACCCGCCCUGCGCACCCUGAGUCACUACGCCCGACCCCAUGUCAUGUCGCCAUCAAACCGCAACCACCCGUUCUACGUGUCGCUGAGCCCCGGCGACCCCCUGCUGGCCUACCACAUGCCGGGCCUGUACGGCGCUGACCCCAACCUCAGAGAGCGCGAGCUCAGGAACCUGCGUGAAAGGGAGCUCCACGAGAGGAUGAAGCCUGGCUAUGAGGUCAAGCCCCCAGAAAUGGAAAUGCUACACCAAUCUGCCAACCCCAUGGAGCACUUUGCCAGACACGGGGCCAUCGGUCUCCCCCACAUUCCUGGGCCCCCCCACCACUUCGCCCAGUUCCAUCCCGGGCUGAACCACAUGGAGCGAGGGAUGGUGCUGGCUGCGCCUCAGCUGCGCCCCGAGCUGAGCUACGCAGAGCGACUCACUGCAGAGCGGCUCCACGCAGAGAGGAUGGCGUCUGUAGGGGCCGACCCCGCCGCCAGGCUGCAGAUGCUCAAUGUGACGCCGCACCACCACCAACACUCUCACGUUCACUCCCACCUCCACCUGCACCAGCAGGAUCCGCUUGGGCAAGGUCAAAACCCUCAUCCUCUGGACCCUCUGCAAGGAGGCCCACGUUUGGCCCGCUACCCCUUCCCCGGGGGCCAGAUCCCCAACGCUCUACUGGGCGAUCUCCCUCAUGAUCAUGAGAUGCUGCGCCACCCACUGUUUGGAGCAUAUCAACGAGAGCUGCAGGGCCAGAUUCCUCAGAUGUCUGCUGCCCACCAGCUCCAGGCGAUGCAUGCCCAGUCUGCAGAGCUGCAGAGGAUGGCGAUGGAGCAGCAGUGGCUGCAUGCUCAUCACAUGCAUGGAGGCCAACUCCCGAGUCAGGAAGAUUACUACAGCCGUCUGAAGAAAGAAGGUGACAAGCCAUCUUGAGUGCCAGGUGGUGCAUGCCCUGAAUCCGUACACUCAUACCCCAAUAGAAUACUGUGUACUUUUAAGACUGUAAGAGAGUAUUUGUGAGUCCAUUUUUUUGUUUUAAUAUAUUUUAGGAAGAUCUUUGUGGAUCUUUACGUGCAUUCCUUGUUCAGCACUUAUUGGACUGUCAAAGUCCGUCUCAGAUUUUCAUAUCACUUAAGACUUUAUACUAGUUUUUAUUAUCAAAAUGACAAACAAUCUCACCCAUUCAUGUGAGAUUUGAAGUGACAGAUUUUUCUCUAACAAACUGUAAAACUGUUUCAUAUGCAGUGACGUGAAUUUGCUAAUGAAAAUAUAACUCUCAUAAAGGAUAUGAAAACAGACUGACUUUGGUGUUAAGUUGAAAUAUCUACCUAUGAUUUCUAAAUGAUUUCCUUGUACAGAAUGACCUUUUAAUCAGUGUUUGAAUGACUCUAACGACCUAGCAUGACGCAGACUUUUUUUCCACCAAACUAGAGUAGCAAGUUGCAUUGUGGUGCUUAGAGCAUAGUAUAGAUUGUUUUUUCUCUUAAAUCUGCUAAAUAUUUGUCUAAAUCCUAAAGUUUUAUAUAUCAAGAUAUCUUUUCACAUUAUAACCGAAGCUUUUAUUCGCUCAUUUUUGAGAUUGUAAAUAUUAAAUGUUUGCAAUAUUCUAUAUGAAUGAGUACUAUUGAUAUAGCAGUAGAUGUGAACACUUGCCCUUCGAUCCAGCACGAUAGCAGUAAAUCAUAAGCUAAAACAGUAUUGAGUAUUAUAAAGUAAGAUAAUUAUUAAUUGGACCAGUAUAUGUCGCUAAGGCAGAACGUUUUGUUAGAAUAAUGUAUUUACAUUGUUUUGAUGAGAGCAAAUGAAUUGGAGUGAAACUAAAUCCUAAACAUUUUAAUGGAAUUUUUGAAAGAACUGCCUCUAAAUUCAAUAUUUAUGUGACAUAAUAUAAAAGUGUAUCCAUUGCAUAUUUAUUUCAAUAAAUAUUUCUGCAAUGACCCCUUGUUCUCUUUGCACCUGGAGUUUCUUUGUAUCAAUAGCCUGUGGUAUAUACAAUUUAUAAGGUACACCUAGCUAAAGCUAAUACUUUCCUGUAAUAAAUUCUACCUUGAUGAA